This is a messenger RNA of Penicillium robsamsonii, 2538 nucleotides long. RefSeq names its product PSP1 family protein. NCBI's taxonomy places the organism in Eukaryota, Fungi, Ascomycota, Eurotiomycetes, Eurotiales, Aspergillaceae. Gene Ontology annotation, cellular component: cytoplasm. Bases 1 to 2538 code for a protein of 845 amino acids. The transcript is spliced from 3 exons. The record is from RefSeq and is a predicted model, not a curated record.
AUGACAACGCCAUCUAACAAAUCGAUCCCGAUGGCUCAGUCUUCUACCUCACCCGCUGCGGCGACAGCGUCUGCCAUCCUCGAGAAAACUCACCCAGGCGUGCGCCGUUCCACCCCGGACUCGGAUGCAUUGGCUUCCUCUGAUGAUGAUGGAGACCAUGGACCGCAGACUCAAAACACCAUCCCCCCUACCACCAGGCCACCCGUCCGUCGCACUUCGUGGUUGAAUGAAGUGCCACUUUCCGCUCAGCGUAAACAUUCGCUGCCUGGAGGCCACCUUUCUUCUGCACCAUCGAACCCUACAAGCCCCGCUAGUGAUCAGGCACCAUGGGCGACAACUACGAGCCCAGGUCUUGCCGGAUCUUUCAAUUGGAAUCAAACCGGAGGAAGCACAUUUCCCUGGGGCACAGGCACAGGCAUCUGGAACACUGAAUCACGCAAGGAACCGCCUUCUCGCUUGGCAGAAAUGAUACCCUCUCCGACCAUGACCAACCCACCUCCGGCGAGCAACGUGCCAGAGGAAAUGCUGAGCCCAAUAACCCGUACUAUCUCUGGUGAAUCUGCCAUUCCAUUCUCCAUCCCGUUACAACCAACUCUUAAAACCUACCGCUCUCAGUCAUAUUCUGUUGGUCAGAUGGAUCCUGAAUUCCUCAGCCUCGCUGCUAGCAAGGCCGGUGCGGCUCCUGCUGCCGGUGCGCAAUACCCAGGAAGUCGCUCCCGGGGUCCAGGCCAAAUGUCUGCUGUUCAGCCUCGAGCAUCACGUCCUAGUAUGCUCGGUGAAUUAGGACACGAUACUGCAAUGCUCGGUCGAGUCCGCGAGGAUGAUGAUGGCGACGAGAGUCUCAACGGCUCGGAAAACGAUAUGAGCUACUCAGCGAGUCAGGCACGGCAGAUCGAGCAGCUGGCGCGUGAGAACGCACUCUUACGGCAAGCAGCUGCGGCAGGCCAAAUGGAUAACAGAUACCGUGAGCGGGCCGGAUCAGCUGCAUCAAUCGGUGGAGGUGGUCAUCCACUGCAUCGCAUUCGAGGCGGUGUUCCCGAUGGAGAUUUGGUUGAAGAAGAUCCGGGAGAAUUGCGUGAUAUCACGGGAUACAACAAUAUGCGUGGCAAUUCUCGACGCCGUUUCUCUGAGCAUCUGUCGCACCCAGAACAGCAGUUUACGUCCUUUGCCUCCCCGUUGGAGAAUCGUGCUCUAGAUAAUGUCCGCAAGGCUCAUUGGCAGACGUCUCUCGGCUUCGGUGGCAUGUCUGACAUGCCUCAAAGUCGCCGACACUCUUUCGCCGAGAUUCCGAUGCGCCAUGGCUCAAUCGGUCCUGCGGACUCGCAUUCGACCGCCACUCCUCGUGCAACCAUGGGAGACCGUGAUGACGGAUAUGGUAACCUUAGUGACUAUUCCAACCAACCCUACUACUCCCGUGAACAGACCUUGCGUGGAGAUGGCUCCUCGGGUAUCCCACCAUCUCUCAGCCAAUAUGCGAUGUCGGGUGCAUAUGGUCGGCAACCAUCCGCAUCGUCGCACGCUCAUCAAAAUCAGCUUUUGUACAUUGUCGCAUUCAAAUGCAGCCGCGCAGACGUUUUCUACAUCCAAGAAGAUACCGGUCUCCAAGUGAAAGAUGGUGAUCUAGUCAUUGUGGAGGCUGAUCGGGGAACGGAUCUGGGCACCGUCAUUCACGCGAACAUAUCACUCCAACAGGCACGGGAGUUGAAGCAGCAUUACGCGGAAGAGCAUUACAAGACCCUCAUGAUCUUCUCUAGACACGGCCAGCCUGAAGCGUCCAACCUCACCAACCCCAACACGGGCUUGAACACUCGAAGUGCCACAGGUGGCAUGGGUCCCCAUGGUCCUCACAGUGCCCAGGAACCCACCACAGACCUCAAACCCAAGCUUAUCAAGCGGUUGGCGCAGCCACAUGAGGUCUUAACUUUGCACGAUAAGGAGGGAAAUGAAGCCAAAGCCAAGCGGGUCUGCCAGCAGAAAGUGGUUGAGCACCGGCUUAAUAUGGAGAUCCUCGAUGCCGAGUUCCAAAUGGAUUGGAAAAAGCUGACCUUUUACUACUUUGCUGAUUCGUACAUCAACUUCAACUCGCUGGUGACUGAUUUGUUCAAGAUCUACAAGACUCGCAUCUGGAUGUCCGCUAUCAAUCCCGCCUCGUUUGUCACACCCCCUACGGCUGGCCUGUCAGGCCCCGGCACUAUGCCCAACCCCCUUUAUGGCCAGGAAGCAGAUCGUCGCCACCAACUUGAAAGCAGAUCCUAUGGCGGAGCGCGCGAUUCUGUCGACUCAGGCCGAGAGAUGCCAAACCCCGUAGGCAUGCUUCGCCCAUCCUACGGAGAGUCAUACCAGCCGUUGUCUCAGCCACCCCAUCACGCAGAUGGGCCUCAUUCGGAUAUAUUUGCUCCACAGGUGCCAUCCAACUUUGGUCCUGCAGAUUCAUUCGAAUACCCUGGCAACCUCGGCAGCUCCAAUGGAUCUUCACGCAUGCACCCAGCGCAGGGCGAAUGGAUCAAUCGAUUCCAGGGCCUAUCGCUCAACUCCUAA